Aegilops tauschii subsp. strangulata is the source of this 2459-nucleotide messenger RNA. Its product is annotated as calmodulin-binding protein 60 A. Gene Ontology annotation, biological process: regulation of salicylic acid biosynthetic process. The record is from RefSeq and is a predicted model, not a curated record. Gene Ontology annotation, molecular function: calmodulin binding; sequence-specific DNA binding; DNA-binding transcription factor activity. Gene Ontology annotation, cellular component: nucleus. Lineage: Eukaryota; Viridiplantae; Streptophyta; Magnoliopsida; Poales; Poaceae.
GAAGCUGAGAGACUAGGGAACCAUCCCAGCUUGUUCCUGCAGGUUCCCCUCCCUCCAUUUCCUGCCCCUUUCCUCCUCCUCGUCUAUAUCAGGCCCCCCGCCAAUGGACUCCUCCUUCCCUUUCUUCCCCAAUGGCUUCUUCCAAGCGGCCCCGUCCAUGUUCCGGCGACGGUUCCGACCACGGCGGCGAGCUCUCCCGACCUUCCAAGCGUUGGAGAUCGCUCGUCAUGCAUGUGAGGGGGAGGAGGACCAUGGGUCUGGGAGUGUUUGGCUUCAGAGGGAUCACAGGGGAGGAGUUCAUGACCAUGUUCAGCAAUAUGGUUCGGAGAGUGGUUUCGGAGGAGGUAGAGAAAGCCAUGUUCAGACAAUUCAGUGCAGCAGCAGCAGCACCUCCAAGGCUAUUAGUUGGCCAGAGCCAGCGUCCGAGGUAUCAGCUCAUGUUCUUGAAUGAUCUAAAACCUGUUUACACCAUGAUGAAGUUAGAAGCCAAGGAUGGAUCAGCCCUUAAGGUGGCCAUGGUUGAAAACCUCGAAAAUGACCAGACAAACGUUGUCAGGUUUGGUCAUCUUUCUUCGGUUAGGGUUGAGGUUGUAGUCCUCCAUGGCAACUUCAAUGCUAAAAAAGAGGAAUGCUGGACUCCUGAGGAAUUCAACAAGCAUAUAGUAUGGGGCCGAGAGAAAAGCGCAAAACUCCUCAACGGUGAUCUGACGCUGAAGCUCAGUGGAGGGGAAGCUUUUCUUGGAAGUGCUAACUUCACUGAUAACUCCAGCUUCACAAGCACUAAGAAGUUCAGGCUCGGGCUGAGGCUUGUCAAUGACUCUGGAGAGAGGGUUCUUGAAGGAAUCACCGAGCCUUUCCGCGUGAAAGAGCGCAGGGUGGAGGGAUUUGAAAAGCACUACCCACCUAAGCUGGGCGACGAAGUUUGGCGUUUGGAAAAGAUUGGUAGGAAAGGGGCUUACCACCAGGCCUUGUCAGACAGUGGAAUUGAUACUGUGCAGAAGUUAUUACAGUCUUAUGUAAAGAAUGAAGAGAAGCUAUUGAAGACUUUCCCCAAGAUGUCACCGGCAGCUUGGAAAGCCAUCAUAGGACAUGCCAUGACAUGCGAAGUUGGCGACACUCUUUACCUGCAUGAAAUUAAGGAAACCGACAUGCAAUUUUUCUUUGAUGCCAUACUUCAGCUUGUUGGGGUGAAAUUUGGUGAUCGUUACAAGCCCUUAGAUAAGAUUCAUCAACCAGAGAAGAAUUUAGUCGAGACUCUGAAGCAAAAGGCUUAUGAGAAUAUGAAGGAUAUUCAGUAUGAUCAUGUUAUGAUAAACAACCGUCCUGUACGAGUUCAUAAGUUUCAUGCAAAGGGUGCUUCUGGGUUGAGUAAUAUUCUUCAAAAUCAGCAGAUACUGAAUUAUGGUCAGCAUAGUAGGUUUCAAGGAGACUUCUUGCCUAGUCAAGGACUUGAAUCAAAGGAGAGAUUCUGUUCUUUCCAGCAAGCAACUGAUGCUUCAGUGGAUAUGUCAAGAUUUCUGCAGGGUCAGACUUCCAAUGAUGUUAGCCAUCAAAUAGUCACCCAAAAAAUUACACCAUAUGAUCCAAGCCAAGGAACUUUCUUACCUCGACCAAGAAUCACACAGCUACGUAUACCAAAUAUUGAAAGAACAGAUUUUGGUCCAGAUGCUGAAACUUCUGCUAUUGCUCAUUACAACAUUCAGGCAGGUCAGGUUGUUAUGCAAUUUGGUCAGCAUGGACAGAACCAUUCUCAUUUCUCUGAACAAUCAUACAGUAGCUUCCCUGUCGGUAGUUUAACGUCUACGGAUACAACCAUGGAUUCUAUGCAGCUUCACUCCCAGCUUACAAGCAACAGGGAGAGUUUCAGCAAGCAACCUGACCUACUAUGCAAUGGCCAAACACUACAUCAAUCAAAUCAAGUUUUUGCUGGCUUACAGCCAUCAAGAACAAACAGCUUUGACUCGGUGGAAAAUGAUCAGCUCAUACAACGCUUCAUUUCUCAGUUUUUUAGCAGUGAAGGGGCAGCGACACCUUUGUCGCCACGUAAGUGGGUUAAGAUCAAGGCAGCAUUGAAGCUAGCAUCUGUAGGGCGACUCUCCAGAGCCUCUAGAAGGGGUCUGCAUAGUCCCCCGGGAAGGGCAAGGCUGGUACCAACAACAUGACCCUGCUGAAUAGUGUGGAUAACAAUUGUGAUAGAACAAUGUGGGGAUCAAGGAUCCAUCUUGAUGUUGUACUCCAUAAUAUUGAUGAAGUAUAUAAUCUAAUAAUCUAGUUAGUUAAAAAUAGCAGUAUUGUGACAGAACAAUGUGUGGAGCUUGUAUUCUGAUCUGUUAGCAACAGUAUACACAAGUAAAUAUAUCUGGAUCUUAGUUGUGACAGAACAAUGUGUGGAGCUUGUAUUGUCAUUUGUUAGCAACAGACAUAUAAGUAAAUAUAUCUAUAUCUUAGUUAUUUAUGAA